AUGCAGCGGAACGUGCAAACCGUGCGCCGGAUUAACGUGCUGAAGCGAAUCUUGGCCCAUGGUCACAAAGAAAGCGGCAGUGUCAGCCUCCGGCACAUUUCAACCACUGGUGGCACCAUCGAGAUAGGCGACGUGGAGAAAGAAAUCGAAGCACCACGCCAUCCGGAACUAGUGCCAACCGGCUAUGUUCCCGGUGCAAGCGAAUCUCCGGAGCUAUCGCAAACCAGGCUCCAUCAUCUGCGGUGGAUGCUGCAGAAGGACAAACUAGACCAAGACAUGAUGCUGUUGGGGCGACCGGGACGAUUACGCCGGGAGCUCGUAAUGCAGUACGCAGAGCUGACACGCCGUGAGGUCGAGUAUAUGUUCCUGAACCGCGACACGACCGAGAGCGACUUGAAACAGCGGCGCGAAAUUCGCGACGGCACAGCCACUUACCACAACCAGAGCGCAGUCCGGGCCGCAACCGAGGGCCGGUUGCUGGUGAUCGAAGGCGUGGAAAAGGUGGAACGGAACGUGUUGCCGAUUCUGAACAAUCUCCUCGAGAACCGUGAAAUGCAUCUCGAAGAUGGGCGAUUCAUGAUAUCGGCGAAAAACUACGACAAUCUACUCCUGCGUUAUGGCCACGAGCAGCUUGAUCGAUGGGGAUUGGUGCGGGUAGCGGAGGAGUUCCGUGUCAUCGCCGUCGGUUUACCGGUUCCUCGCUAUCGUGGAUCACCCCUCGAUCCGCCGCUUCGAUCGCGCUUUCAAGCUCGCGACGUUCCCGACCUGCCGUACGUGGAGGUGCUGCUGGAGGCGAAAGAGUUGGCCGCCGCUUCAGGCCCCCCUUCCGACGUGCUCACACGUCUCGUUUCGUUCGGGUACGCCGUUCGCACCGCCGCCGCUACCGUCCCGUUACCGGACUUUCCGCUCGACAACCUACGGUACGCCGGGCUGCUGUUGCGUCAAAACCCUUCGCUAACGGUACACGAGCUGCUAGACCGAUUCUAUCCGUACCGGAUAUUUCUUGAGCGCGACGGAGAAGCGCUCGUGGCCAGUCUAUUCGAUUCGCUUGCCAUCGGACGGGAAGCUCCCUACGUACUCAACGUUGCCUCCAUUGAGCGCUCGCAAACGGAUUCUAGCCAACUGGCUAUUUGUCUUCGUUCGGCAUCGGAUGUCGUCACUGCACCGUCGAUUGAAUUCACAAUUGCUGGUGGCCCCAAUCCCUCGCCUAACAGUAACACCCAACCCGGCGCGACAAGGGAUCGGUUCGUCCCGACUGCCUAUCAGGCCGGACUACUAGCAGACCUCCUGCAAUCGGUAGCCGUUGCCGACAUAUGUCUUGUGGGCAGGAAAGGGUGCGGCAAGUCGACACUAGCACGACAAAUGUGUGCCGCACUGGAUGGCCAACCGGCGGAAACGAUGAUUCUGUACCGGGACCUAACGGCGCGCGAUCUCCUGCAGCGGCGUACGACGCUCCACAAUGGUGACACCGUGUGGCAGGAUUCUCCGCUCCUCAAGGCCGCCCUUGCCGGCCACAUUCUCAUCCUGGACGGCAUCCAUCGACUGCACCACAGCACACUGGCCAUCCUACAUCGGCUGAUACAUGAUCGCGAGAUGCAACUUUACGAUGGGCGACGCUUACUGCAGCACGCGCGCUACGAUCGGGCGAUCGAGGCGCGCGUGGCAGUGAAUGCGGACACCAGCAACCUGCUGCGCAUUCAUCCCGGGUUCCGCAUUGUUGCUUUAGCGGAGCCUCAACAGCGUGAAUCCGGCGUCGGUGCCGCCAGCGCCGCCUGGAUUGGACCGGAAACUCUCAAUCUCUUCCUCUUCCACGAGGUUCAAGGUCUGAGCGAGCAGGAAGAACGUACCCUCCUCAACACGCUGUAUGGGCCGCUCGACCCAACGAUGCAAGCGAUCAUCGACCUGGCGCACCACUUGCGCACCUCAAAAGAUCCGAUAGAGCGCUCGUUGGGAGCCAAUUUGUCGACGCGUCAGCUGCUCCGCAUCGCCCGGAGACUCCAAAAAUAUGGGGAGCGGGCAGCGCAACGUAACGGCUCCGACAUCGUGCAUGCCACCUUUCUCAGCCAGUUCAUGCCCAAUCUGGCGCGCACCGUCCUCGAGUCAGCCAUGAAGCGCUCCAAGCUGGUUAAGGAUGCACGCACCGAAGAGGACCCCCUGGUGGAAGUACGCCCAGAUGGGAUGCUCCGAUUGGGACGAACUGUUACGGAGCGGUACCACACGGAGGAAGUUAGUAAGGUACCGGAUGUACUGUUCUACGAUGUGCCGCAACACCUACGGUUGAUGGAACGAUUGCUGCAGGACUUUCUGUUGGGCGAGCACUUGCUGCUUGUCGGCAACCAGGGAGUGGGUAAGAACAAAAUCGCCGACCGGUUGCUGCAACUGAUGAACCGUCCACGAGAGUACAUCCAGCUGCACCGCGAUACGACCGUCCAGUCGCUAACGCAGCAGACGACGGUGCGUGACGGACGGAUCGAGUACGAAGACUCGCCACUGGUUAAGGCGGUCCGGAACGGCUACGUGCUGGUCGUGGACGAGGCGGACAAGGCGCCGGUGCACGUGACAUGCAUCCUGAAAAGCUUGGUAGAGAACGGCGAGAUGCUACUCGCCGAUGGGCGCAAAAUAUGUCCUCCUUGCCCGCCGUCCGACUUGGCAGAUUGCGAUACCGAACAAACCAUUCCCACCCACCCCGACUUUCGACUGGUGGUACUCGCCAACCGACCCGGGUUUCCCUUUCUGGGGAACGAUUUCUUUGCCUCACUGGGCGACCUUUUCUCGUGCCAUGCUGUCGACAAUCCUUCGCCAGACUCAGAGGAAACGCUACUGCGUCAUUACGGUCCCAACGUUCCGACCGCUCUCAUCCGCCAGCUGGUCGAUGCGUUCGCCGAGCUACGCGGUAUGGCCGAUGCCGGCACGCUUCAUUAUCCGUACUCCACCCGCGAGGUGAUCGCGAUCGUGAAACACUUGGAGCGCUUUCCGAACGAUAGCAUGGCUGAGCUGAUCGGCAACGUUCUCGAUCACGACCGGUAUGCACCGGAAACGAUUGAACAAGUGACGGCGGUCCUGCUGAAACACGGGCUUCCGAUCGGAGAGUAUACCGAAGGUAGCGACGCGUUAGGAGCGUUGCGUCACCAGCGCCCGCUGCGGCUGGCGUUGAAAAACAGCCGGAGCGACAAGAAGGUCACGGGCCCGAAACAGGGUCAAAUCGACCCGAACAAUGAGCCGCACGUGGGCGGCAAUAAGUGGAUGGGUGGUACGGGCGGGCGCGAUACGGCAGGCCUUGGUGGAAAGGGUGGCCCGUACCGGUUCGACGCGGGCCACCAAGUGCACCAACUGUCGGACGAGGAAAAGGGAAUGGUGCCAGAGGAAGUGAAAAAGGCGGCCCGCGAAAUGAACCGGAAGGCUUUCGAGGAACGGUUACGUGAAAUUCAGAUGACUCCGUACGAACACCGGGUGUACGAGCAGUACAGCGGGCCGAUACGGCGUCAGGUGCAACAGUUGCGUAUCACGCUGCAGGCACUGGAGGCGCGGGCCCGCGAGCGACAGUGGCAGAAGCAUCAGACAACGGGCGAACUGGACGACAGCCGGCUCGUGGAAGGUAUUACGGGCGAGCAGACGAUCUACAAGAAGCGGGCGGAACAGGACCCCGAACCGGGCCAGCCGAUCGAACGGCCCAAGCGCCUUCAGCUUGUGGUCGAUGUGUCCGGCUCAAUGUACCGCUUCAACGGGUACGAUGGGCGACUCGAUCGGCAGCUCGAGGCGAUCACGAUGGUGAUGGAGGCGUUCGAUGGGUUCGAGGCCAAGAUCCGCUACGAAAUCGUCGGCCAUAGCGGCGAGGCGGUCGCAAUUCCAUUCGUGAGCGAACGGAACCCACCGAAGGACGACAUGCAGCGGCUCAAGAUCCUGAAGAUGAUGCACGCUCACGCCCAAUUUUGCUGGAGCGGCGACCACACGCUGGCCGCGACUGAGCAGGCCGUCAACAACAUGGCGCGCGAGGAUUGCGAUGAAGCGAUCGUAAUUGUGUUGAGCGACGCAAACCUCGCCCGGUACGGCAUCUCUCCGAGGCACCUGAACGAGGCACUCGGUCGUCAAGCGCCCAAAGUACGGGCUUUCGUCGUGUUUAUCGGAAGCUUGGGUGACGAGGCGCAAGCGGUCGCUGAUGGUAUGGCGGCCGGCCGGGCAUUCGUGUGCAUGAACCUCGAAGAACUGCCCCAGAUUAUGCGUCAAAUCUUUGCCUCUUCGCUACUCAUGCAUUAAGCUUGCAGGCACAUGGCUGGAUGCUGGCAGAGAGCUGAAGGAAUUAGUAAAUUUAUGUUACAGACGUUCGUGUAGUAUACAGACAAUUACGUUCCCAGACUGUUACUGUUUUUAUUUCGCAAAUUUUUACAAUUCUGCUUGAGGGCAAAUGCUCUUCCGACAUGCUUUUGAGUAGAUGUGCCGAUUUUUUUUCCCGGGGGGUUAAAAAAACCCAAGGGUAUCAAGUAGUUCUCUUUCCACGUUUCGGGUAUCUUUUUGUCUCUUUGUUUUUAAGGCCCACAUGUUGAACAAAGGGCCCUGAUAAUCAAACAACCGUUUUUUUUAAUUAUUUCGGUAACUUUUCGAAUAUGCCAGUCAUUUUUUGAAAUUACAUGCCGCUUGGCAUCUUCAACGUCUUCCCUGCGCUCGUUUUUAAUGAUGUUUUUCGGCGCGAGCAGGUUUUUCAUCUUUGUUACUUGACGAUCGCAACGAGAUUGUGCGCAGCAGUAUGAAAUGCUUACUCGAGGGGUCAAUGGAUAUAAAUAGAUCAAGAAAUAUAAUAGCUCUGUUCUUCCUUAAAAUAACAGUCUGGAUCCGUAAUUGCCAGAGCUCGUAUACCGUCCACCUACGUUAACGAUUUUAGUAGAAGAACCACAUUACUGUAUCGCAUAUGUUAAUAAAAAAU
This is a messenger RNA of Anopheles cruzii, 4918 nucleotides long. RefSeq names its product von Willebrand factor A domain-containing protein 8 (gene c12.2). Lineage: Eukaryota; Metazoa; Arthropoda; Insecta; Diptera; Culicidae. Gene Ontology annotation, molecular function: ATP hydrolysis activity; ATP binding. The transcript has 3 exons. Bases 1 to 4254 code for a protein of 1417 amino acids. Gene Ontology annotation, cellular component: cytoplasm. The record is from RefSeq and is a predicted model, not a curated record.